AAUAUACCAAAAUGGAUAAAUUCUCGAAUUAAUAAUUCGACAUCAUAUGGGAAUAGUAUGAACAUUAAUGAUUCGAUAUCAUUUAGGAAUUUUAAUUCUGAAUCACAUGAAGGUACUCCAGAACAGAUAAAUUCUCAAUCAAAUUAUUCAAACCUUGUUGGAG
Messenger RNA from Racocetra persica, 163 nucleotides. The record is from the annotation of a GenBank genome assembly. Lineage: Eukaryota; Fungi; Glomeromycota; Glomeromycetes; Diversisporales; Gigasporaceae.